Molecule: messenger RNA, 6270 nt
Organism: Varanus komodoensis (Komodo dragon)
Lineage: Eukaryota; Metazoa; Chordata; Lepidosauria; Squamata; Varanidae
Gene: EPB41L5
Product: erythrocyte membrane protein band 4.1 like 5
Exons: 26
Coding region: 157-2472 (771 amino acids)
Cellular component (GO): cytoskeleton
Molecular function (GO): cytoskeletal protein binding
Source: RefSeq, a predicted model, not a curated record
GCGCCUGGGCCUCGCUCCGCGGCCAUUAGCCUCCGCCCCUCGUCCCGUCCCUCAUCUCCCUCCUCGCGGAGCUCCCGCAGGAUUCGUUCGCCUCAGAGCCGCCGACGGGUCGAGAGAAAGAGCCGCGCGCGAGAACCGGGGAGGCAGGCUGUAACGAUGCUGAGUUUCUUUCGACGAACACUUGGGCGCAGGUCUAUGCGCAAACAUGCUGAGAAGGAGAGACUAAGAGAGGCUCAACGAGCGGCAACACACAUCCCUGCAGCUGGAGAUGAGAAGUCUAUAAUUACAUGCCGAGUCUCAUUGCUGGAUGGGACUGAUGUCAGUGUGGACUUACCGAAAAAAGCCAAAGGACAGCAUCUGUUUGAGCAGAUCAUGUACCAUCUGGACCUCAUUGAAAGUGACUACUUUGGCCUACGGUUCAUGGAUUCAGCACAAGUGGCACACUGGUUGGACAACACAAAGAGUAUUAAAAAACAAGUUAAAAUUGGCCCACCAUACUGUCUGCAUCUUCGUGUAAAAUUUUACUCGUCAGAGCCAAACAACCUACGUGAAGAACUCACAAGGUAUUUAUUUGUUCUUCAGCUAAAACAGGACAUUCUCAGUGGGAAGUUGGAAUGUCCCUUUGAAACAGCAGUGCAGUUAGCAGCUUACAUGUUACAGGCUGAACUUGGUGACUAUGACCCUGCUGAGCAUGUCCCUGACAUCGUGUCAGAAUUCAGAUUUGUGCCCAACCAAACUGAAGAGAUGGAACUGGCUAUUUUUGAUAAGUGGAAAGAAUACAGGGGCCAAACACCUGCUCAGGCAGAAACAAAUUAUUUGAACAAAGCAAAAUGGCUGGAAAUGUAUGGAGUAGACAUGCAUAUAGUCAAGGCAAGAGAUGGCAAUGAUUAUAGCCUUGGACUUACACCAACAGGAGUUCUUGUGUUUGAAGGAGAAACCAAGAUUGGAUUGUUUUUCUGGCCAAAAAUCACGAGACUGGACUUCAAAAAGAAUAAGUUAACACUUGUGGUGGUUGAAGAUGAUGAACAGGGCAAAGAACAGGAGCACACUUUUGUCUUUAGGCUGGAUCACCCAAAGGCCUGCAAACACCUGUGGAAAUGUGCAGUUGAGCAUCAUGCCUUCUUCCGCCUCCGUGGACCUGUCCAAAAAGGUUCGAGUCGAUCAGGUUUCAUUCGUCUGGGGUCACGGUUCAGAUACAGUGGGAAAACAGAAUACCAAACAACAAAGACCAACAAAGCCAGAAGGUCAGCAUCAUUUGAAAGAAGGCCCAGCAAGCGCUAUUCAAGGAGGACACUGCAAAUGAGAGCAAACACUACUAAACCGGAAGAAACUAGCCUUCCAAAUAAUAUUUUCAGCCAAAAUAAUGGAUCACAGCAAAACUGGAGUACUAUGACAGCCCUGCCCCCAAUAACGGCAGUUCCUUCUGGUCCAGUCUUAGUUGAAAUAGAAAAUCUCCCAAGGAGUCCUGGAACUAGCCUGCAAAACAAGAAAUGUGUGCCUGUGAAUGUUGACUUGGAUAACAAAGAAUUAAUGGGAACUUGUAUUGACAAUGCUGCUGGGUUUUCUCCUCCUGGAGGAUCAACUGAGGCUCUGGAAGAGACAGACAGUUCUUUCUCUGCUCAUGGCAAGAAGGAGCCUACUUCUGAGAAGACAGAUCCUAUUGUAGUUGAGGAUACAUCACUGAAACUGAAACAGCUGGAAGCGGAGCUCAAUUCAGUGCUAGUUCCCGAGUCCAACAUAAACAUCAAUGUCAACAAACAGGAAGAGGUAGUGAAGCUGACAGAGAAGUGCCUCAACAAUGCAGUUGAGAGCCCAAUGAGUGCCUCCCUGCGGCUGCCACCAGACAUCAAAAGCAACAUUUUGAAAGCCCAGGCAGAGGCAGUGCACAAGGUUACAAGGGAGGAUAGCAUGUCAAGCAACAAAAACACUAACGUUCAAGAUGCUGCUGCCAGGGCCGUUCUUCCCUCAGGAAGAGUUCAGAACAGCUCCCUGCGAGCCCACAGCCCAAUGUUCCAGGAGCCAAGAGAAGGGCUGAAAGAAACCCCAGUCUCAAAUGCCUUCAUUCUGAAUGAAUUCAACGAGGAUACUGCUGCCUCUAGCCUUGAGGAUUCUUUGAGCCCCCCUAACCUGGCUUCUGUAGAAGAGGCUGCUGUUGUAAAGAACCCUCAAGAGGACGUGGAGAUUUUGUUAACAUCACAGACAGAUAAUUUAAUUGACUUUUCAGAAGCCAUGCCUCGGGUAUCUUCUCCAUCAACGGUUAUGCCCAGGUGGUUAGUGCCAAGUGGUCUGGUUUCCAAUGGGCCUUUAGGGAAUGAUGUUUCCUUGGCUCUUCAGGGAGUGAGAGGCAGCACUGAGGCAAUGUCAGUCUUGGCUGGCUCCCCACCUCCACUGUACUCACCUGACACCAUGCCCAGUCCAGUUGCUGAAGAUGCUGCAACAAGACCAAAGUGUUUACUUACCACUGAACUCUGAGCUUGACAAGUCUCAUCUUCUGAGCAUUUUCAGUGAGCUCCUGGAAAAGAGGUUCCUGGAAUUGACCCAUGCACAGACCAUGGUUAAAAAGAAAUGCCUGGCUUUUUUAUAGUAGAUCCUUUCAACUGGAAUUAGAAUAUGACUAUAGGACGAAGAGCUGCUGGGAAGCCCGAGUAUCUCUUGAAAACUACACUGAAACAAGUUCUGACAUGUAAUGAAAUUUCUGAGGUUUCCAUCCAUAUAUGUGCUUUUGUUUAUAGAACCUUUGUAGAAAGUGGUUGCUGCAGUGAGCCAGCAAGCUCGAUCUGGCUCUGUACAUUUUUAUGGGGGGGAUUAGAGCUUCUAAGGCCACCUGCUGGGUUUUGGUGUAAAAGCAAAUAGUAGUAGUAUCUUUAUACAUCAACCUCUUUUCUAUGUGACCGCCCCUCCGAUCUUCCUUUCUACUGAUACCUGUCAAACAUUCUUGGCCUUAAUCCACUUUCUAGACUCUGCACUUUUUUCACAAUGUAUGGAAGGAACUGAAAAUGCAGCACCCGGUAGCCAUUUAUCCCACUGGCAGGCUUUGCUCUCUUUAGCUGGGGUGAUGAAGCAUUUUUAUACCCAAUGCUGUCGGGCUGCCAUCGUCUGUGGGUGGGAUACCUUUUGGUCUAUUCUGUACAAAAUGUCUCAACUUAAAGAUUAAGGGAAAUUUACUUUGGACCCUUCCAUGAGCGACUGUUGGAAAAGUUCAUAGACUUUCAUGGAAUGAAUCUGAACUUACUAAAAUUGGUUUGAGAAUCGAUGACUGAUUUCUCUACUACAAGUGCAUGUUAAUUAGCUACUGUCCUUUUCCUUUGCUUUCCACUUUAAACCAUUUUUUCAGCUGUGAUAAGUGAGACUGCACUUGGAAUGUGUUUGUGCAAGACUGAAAAAUCCAGAAGCAAAACAUGCCAACAGCCCAGCCUACCUUCUUUAAAUUAAACCUGUGAUUCAGGGAAAUCACCUCUGUCUACAAAAAAAGUGCUUAUUUGUGGAUCAAUGGUGAAACCAAUUUCACCACAAACUCAGGAAGGAUGCUUUUUGUUAGCUAACUGAAUCCCAAAUUUAAUUCAUACUUAACAUUUUUAUUUGUAAUCUGAUUCAUCCUAUCUGCGUUGAGGCAGAACAAUAUACUGGUCAGUUCUGUGGUUGAAGUUUUAGAACUAACCCAUUUCAUCUGCACAUUUUCAAGGACAGGAAAGUUACAGAAUGCAUUAAGUUUGAUUACUUACAUUGUUCUACUUGUGAAAGCAGCUUCGGAGGAUAUAAGCGUUAUGAAGCAGGUCCCCUUGAAACAUGAUUUAUUAACAUGUCUAUUUCAAGAAACCAUUUACAUGGAUGGGAGAAAAAAAUAUUCAGAUGGAAGAAACUUGUGUGAUAUGAAAUCCAAAUGAACUGUGAAAAAGAAAACUAUGAAAGAACUGCCUUUAUUAAGGUAUGUAAACUUGAAUUUUGUGACAAAGCUUAAAAAAAAACCUGACAUUUUUGUAGUUUCUUCUACAAUGGUGGGGGGGGGGGAGUGAGGAACCAAUCCACUCUGGGAACAGCUUGUUCCCUCUUGUCUUUCCUCGCUUCUUAAAUGGCUACUGCUACUUGUGAAAUAAGAACAGCUGCUGUGCUUUUUUGUAGCUUUGUAAGGAGUCGGGUUUCUGUAUCAAGUAGGCUCUGCUGGGGGAAUCAGCAAGGUAGAUCUGCCAGUAGCUGAGCUUUUAACUGCAAGAUUCCCCAGGUUACCAGAGCUCAAUGGUGUUUUGCUUUUGAAGCAGUUUUGGUAGUUUGUUCAAGACUGCCAAUGUUCAGAGAGACUCCUCAGAUAUUUUUUCAGGGUGGAGAUAAAACCUUAAUUGCUUGAUGAAUCUCAUCAAAACUUUAGAAGACUACAGGCAUAGCAUUAUUUUUGGUGCUGAGUUCUUCAUUUUCAGACACUGGGUUGCACAAGAUGUACGAAAGCACCAGUUGCUGUUUGACUGCUAACCAAAUUGCUAGCUUCAUUUCCUUAAUUUACCUGUAUUAGGGCAAAAUUAGCCAGUUUGUGGAAUGUUAUAUGUAGACUUUUAGACAAUGGUAAGUUUAAAAAGUUAUAUGGUUGUUAAUUGAUGGUCUGAUGUAAGCCCAGGGCAUUCAGGUAAAUGAUCAGUUGGAAGAAACGUCUGCUAUCAGCCCUGAUAUUCUGAAAUUCUGAAUUAUUAGGAAGUGUUUUAAGUAAUCUUGGCCAAUAUUGCAAUUCAAUAUAUUUAAAUAAAUAGCCAAGUUCAUUUGUUACUUUGACUGAUGAAGGAAUAUUUUGUAAGUAAUGGUCUCCUCACCUGUGUUGAUGUUUAACAGUAAACUCAAAGUGUUUAAGUAGGCAGUAUCUGACCCAUGGAAAUGGCAUGUGGAAUAUAGCCUUUUCCCCUGUUAGAUUAGUCAUGAAAUGAUAUUGGUAAUUCCUUGGAGGAAUUGCACAAACAGAGUAGUACACUUCAAGCAAGUGACCUUGCUUAUUGUCUAGUAACUGUUUCAUGUAGCCAAACUAUCACAGUAAGGUCAGCAGAACAAAACUAUUUCCAAAAAUGCAAUACCUAUCAACAGAGGUGAGGAUUAGGCUUAAUCACCUGAUCACCACCUCUGUUUAGCAGAUCAUUUAGCUACAAUGUCAGGUUUAGGGGGUUGAUUGACUCUGUUGCAGUGUACUUUGCAGGUUAUUAUUACCUGAAGUCAGGAGGGUUAUGACAGACAAGAAAGUAGGCACAGUGAGAAAUGCUUCAAAACAAGCCUUUCCAUUCUCAGUGCAUGCAAAACUGAACUUUUGUUUACAGCAGAGGUAGCUACAACUUAAGUAGCUAAAUUGUCCAAACACACUUAGGUUCAGUUCAUAUACAUGUGUCCACCCUGUUUGUAUACCGAAGAACUACCUGGAAGUCUUUCCUCCAGUUUGUGAAUAAUGUAUGAAAUAGGCACUGUAGAUGCAAGGUUCAUACCUGCAGGAACCCAGCUGAGAGGUGUGCAAGUCAGCCCUUCAGCACACAGCAACAGCGAGUCUCUUUGUGUGCUCCACUAGGCACAUUAUGUAACAUACAGAGACUCGCUGCUCAGAAAUUGUAUGCAUCAGGACUUAGGUUUCUCUGCUGAUGAAGACUGAAAUGCUUGGAUCUCAUGUUUGAACACUGAACAUCAGCAACUGAUCUAGAGCAAAAUGUUCACCUAUUUUUUGUGAAAUUAACAAAAGUUGGGAAAGAUAGGCCUUCCACAUGCAUCAAAGUGGAACAAGGGGCAUUGUGGUAUCAUACUUUCAGUAUGUUAAGUAUUUUAUUUACUAAUUCUUUUAUUCUUACUUCUUUCCAUUAACUGGACAAACUUACUUAAAAGUAUGUAAUAAUAAUGGUGUAUUUUGUUUAAAAAACAACCACACCCACUAACUGCUGUAUUUGUAAUCUUCAAAAAAAUGUAGAGCUUGAUGGUAGCUCUAAGUAUAACUUAUUUUUUUAAGUGUUGUGUGAGUAUAUAUAAAUUCAAGGUGCACUGUGUUUCAUGACAGAUCCAUAAAAUGUGUUGCAAUAACCACACUGAGCAUCUGUAUAUGGGAACAAGAACUGUGAUUUGUGGUCCACUUGGAAUCCAUCACAAAUGGAUGAUGUUGUAGUUUAUUUCUAAAUAUAACACAACUGUGCAAAAUGGCUGCCUUGAAGUAUUCUCAUUCCAGAACAAAAACAACAACAUAGCAAGACCAGAAAUUUGUCCACACAUUACAAAAUGCAGGCAAAAUCUCCUGCUUUCUCGAGUUUCUGUCUGUAGUGAAAA